AUGACGAUGGCGACUCUGGAACAGCAGUUCUUACUGGUGCUGCUGCUUAUGGUGCUACACCUAAACAUCAUCAUCAUCAUCGUCAUCGUUUUCAUAUUCAUAUUUGUCCAAGACAUUGCCGCGUUCAUAAACAUAAACAAAAAAUGCAUUGUUUUACCAGACGUGUUAAGAAAAGAGGCUUAUGUUUUUGUUGUAAAUUUUGAAAAAUAUCAAAAAAGUACCUAGUAGUUGACUGAUUAGUAUUUAAUUUUCAUAAAAAAAAAAAAAUCUUAAAAGAAUUUGAUUCGCUUUAUUACAAAUAGUAUGUUAACUGUAUAUAUAAAUUACACAUAUAAAAACAGUAAGUAAAACAAGACAACGUAAUGUUAUAAUCAAUAAUAAUGUUGCUUAGAAUUUUUACGCAUUGGGCUACAUUGGGUCUAUUUUUUUUUUUUUUUAAGUUAUAUUGUAAAAAAUUGUGGAAGUAUAUUUAAUGAUAUAUACCCCACAUAGAGGGAAAUGUAAGCUAUCACAUUUGUGUGUAAUGAGUUCAUCAAUUUAUUUAUGUCAACCGUGUAACUAAUGAAGAAAGACCUGCAUAAAAUAACAAUGCAUUUACAGCGCAUGCUCCUAAAACUUCAUAAAUACGACCUGGAAGUAUUGUACACUCCGGGUAAAAAUAUGUUUAUAGCAGAAAAAUUAUCAAGGGAUUUUCUUGAGACUAAAGAAGAAAACGAUACAGACCACGAUUUUGUAGUACAUGAGUUAGCGUUGGCGCUAGCGAUGUCAGACGAAAAAAGGCAGUUGUUCAGCGAAGAGAUAUGUAAUGAAUGA
Molecule: messenger RNA, 813 nt
Organism: Cinara cedri
Lineage: Eukaryota; Metazoa; Arthropoda; Insecta; Hemiptera; Aphididae
Source: the annotation of a GenBank genome assembly